Molecule: messenger RNA, 3004 nt
Organism: Mirounga angustirostris (Northern elephant seal)
Lineage: Eukaryota; Metazoa; Chordata; Mammalia; Carnivora; Phocidae
Gene: LRP3
Product: LDL receptor related protein 3
Exons: 6
Coding region: 275-2938 (887 amino acids)
Cellular component (GO): plasma membrane
Molecular function (GO): protein binding
Source: RefSeq, a predicted model, not a curated record
GCGGCGAGGCGCCCGGGGCGCGGGGGCAGCGGCGGGCGGGGGUCCUCCCUGGCGGCCGCCGCUGAGCCCCCGCGGGGCCCGUGACGCCGCGGCCGAUGUGGCCCCGCGCGCGCUGCGGGCCUGCACCGCCGCCUCACAAAGACGCCGCCGGAGCCACCGCCCGCACCCGGCCGGCAGCCGCCGCGGGAGCCCGAGCCGGAGCCCGAGCCGGAGCCGGAGCCGCUGCCGCAGCCUGGGGGACAGGAGGCGGCGCCCGCGGGCGGCCGGCCCCGGCAUGGAGAAGCGGGCGGCCGCGGGGUCGGAGGGGGCGCCGGGCGCCCGGGCGCAGCUCGCCGUCGUCUGCCUGGUAAACAUCGUUCUCACCGGGCGGCUCAGCAGUGCAGUUCCUGCUUUAGCCGCCUGCAGCGGGAGGCUGGAGCAGCACAUGGAGCGGCGCGGCGUCAUCUACAGCCCGGCCUGGCCCCUCAACUACCCGCCGGGCACCAACUGCAGCUGGUACAUCCAGGGUGACCGCGGGGACAUGAUCACCAUCAGCUUCCGCAACUUUGACGUGGAGGAGUCCCACCAGUGCUCCCUGGACUGGCUCAUGCUGGGCCCAGCGGCCCCGCCCCGCCAGGAGGCCUUCCGGCUCUGCGGCUCCGCCAUCCCACCUGCCUUCAUCUCGGCCCGGGACCACGUCUGGAUCUUCUUCCACUCCGACGCCUCCAGCUCCGGCCAGGCCCAGGGCUUCCGUCUGUCGUACAUCCGAGGUGGUGCUGGCAGCAGGGUGGGGCAGGGCACCAGGGGCGCACGGGCUCCCGGGGCCCCGGCAGCACCCUCUCCUGGCCCACAACCUGCUGGGUCUCCCCCAGCAGCCCCGUCCGUCGGGGGGACUGGGCCUCAGGGUGCCUUGAAGCCCCUCGAGCUCACUGAGCCCACUUCACACCCUUGGCUCAAGUCAGGGAUGAGCCCACCCGGACAUUUGAGGCGUCUCCACCCCUCGGGUUGGGAGGCUGGGCUGGGACAGGGGAGCCACCCUGCCUGCUGCUGGCCCCGGUCACCUGCCGGAGGGAGGCUCUGGGCUCCCCUGACCGUGUGUCCCCCCCCGCCCCCCGCUCUCCACCCCACAGGGAAGCUGGGCCAGGUGUCCUGCCAGGCCGACGAGUUCCGCUGUGACAAUGGCAAGUGCCUGCCGGGCCCAUGGCAGUGCAACACGGUGGACGAGUGCGGCGACGGCUCGGACGAGGGCAACUGCUCGGCGCCCGCCUCCGAGCCUCCGGGCAGCCUGUGCCCCGGGGGCACCUUCCCCUGCAGCGGGGCGCGCUCCACGCGCUGCCUGCCGGCCGAGCGGCGCUGCGACGGCACGCAGGACUGCGGGGACGGCUCGGACGAGGCCGGCUGCCCCGACCUGGCGUGCGGCCGGCGGCUGGGCAGCUUCUACGGCUCCUUCGCCUCCCCGGACCUGUUCGGCGCGGCGCGCGGGCCCUCGGACCUGCACUGCACGUGGCUGGUGGACACGCAGGACCCGCGGCGCGUGCUGCUGCAGCUGGAGCUGCGGCUGGGCUACGACGACUACGUGCAGGUGUACGAGGGCCUGGGCGAGCGCGGCGACCGCCUGCUGCAGACGCUGUCCUACCGCAGCAACCACCGGCCCGUGAGCCUCGAGGCCGCCCAGGGCCGCCUCACCGUGGCCUACCACGCCCGCGCCCGCAGCGCCGGCCACGGCUUCAACGCCACCUACCAGGUCAAGGGCUACUGCCUCCCGUGGGAACAGCCGUGCGGGAGCGGCGGCGAGGGCGCCGCGGGCGCCGCGGGCGAGCAGGGCUGCUUCUCCGAGCCCCAGCGCUGCGACGGCUGGUGGCACUGCGCCAGUGGCCGCGACGAGCAGGGCUGCCCCGCCUGCCCGCCGGACCAGUACCCCUGCGAGGGCGGCAGCGGCCUGUGCUACACGCCCGCCGACCGCUGCAACAACCAGAAGAGCUGCCCGGACGGCGCUGACGAGAAGAACUGCUUCUCCUGCCAGCCCGGCACCUUCCACUGCGGCACCAACCUGUGCAUUUUCGAGACGUGGCGCUGUGACGGCCAGGAGGACUGCCAGGACGGCAGUGACGAGCACGGCUGCCUGGCGGCCGUGCCCCGCAAGGUCAUCACGGCGGCACUCAUCGGCAGCCUGGUGUGCGGCCUGCUGCUCGUCAUCGCGCUGGGCUGCGCCUUCAAGCUCUACUCGCUGCGCACGCAGGAGUACAGGGCCUUCGAGACCCAGAUGACACGCCUGGAGGCUGAGUUUGUGCGGCGGGAGGCACCCCCAUCCUACGGGCAGCUCAUCGCCCAGGGCCUCAUUCCGCCCGUGGAGGACUUCCCCGUCUACAGUGCAUCCCAGGCCUCGGUGCUACAGAACCUUCGCACAGCCAUGCGCCGACAGAUGCGCCGGCACGCCUCCCGCCGAGGGCCUUCCCGCCGCCGCCUCGGCCGCCUCUGGAACCGGCUCUUUCACCGGCCGCGGGCGCCGCGGGGACAGAUCCCACUGCUGACGGCCGCACGCACCUCACAGACGGUGCUAGGUGACGGGCUCCUCCAGCCUGCAUCAGGGACUACCCCGGAGCCCCCCGCACCCCUCACGGACACAGGCAGCCCCGCGGCAGCUGGGGAUGGGCCCCCCCCAGGCCAUGCGCCAGAAGUGGGACCCUCUGUGCUGCCCCCCUCUGGCCUGCGGGACCUGGAGGGCAGGCUGGUGGACAAGGACAGAAAAGCCGGCAGGGACCCUCGGGUGGACAGCCCGGCCCCUGUGGACAUGCCUCGGGAGCCCUGCUCGGCCCAGGACCCUCACCCCCCGGCUCCCACUGCCAGCAGCACCCUAGGCCCCCAUCCAGGAGAGCCACUGGGUGUCUGCAGGAGUCCCCCACCGCCCUGCUCCCCAACGUUGGAGGCCAGUGACGAUGAGGCCCUGCUGGUCUGCUGACCCGCCGGACAUGCUGGUGACCGCCACAGCCCCGCUUUGUAACCAGGGAAUACACAGUCAUUUCUA